UGAAGAUCUAAUCAGAUGGAACUCUGACACCCCACCAGAUCUUUGGAUCCCCGCCAAAAAAGAGUCGAGCCGCGAUCGGGAAGACAUUUACGUGCAAGACUAGGUUUUUCCAAUCACUCUCUUUUCUCACAACAACAAAAUGGCAGUCACAGAGCAGGAUACCCAAGUGUCUACGCUUCGCAAUAUUCUGACCUCGGAGUCGGAGCCCCUCGCCCGCCGCUUUCGCGCUCUUUUCUCUCUCAAGCACCUUGCAGGUCUGCAGCCACCCAGUGCGCAGACGGUCCCCGCAAUCGAGGCCAUCGCUGCCGCUUUCGCAUCGCCGUCAGCUCUGUUGAAGCAUGAACUCGCCUACUGCCUGGGCCAGUCUGGCCAUGAUGCUGCCAUCGCACCCUUGAGGGGCGUACUCGAGGACAAAGAGGAGGAUUCCAUGUGCAGGCACGAGGCUGCCGAGGCGCUCGGUGCACUGAGCGACAAGGGCAGUCUCGAGCUGUUGAGGGCGUUGAGGGACGAUGUUAAGGAGAUCGACGUUGUGCGCGAGACUUGCGACAUCGCCGUUGACCGUAUCGAGUGGGAUCAUGGACUGCAAAAGGGACAGGAGAAGUUGAAGAAGAGUGACUUUACGUCCAUCGAUCCUGCGCCGCCGCUACCACAGGGCGCUGAGAAGCCAUCGAUCCCAGAGCUAGAGAAGACACUGCUAGACACGUCCCUGCCAUUGUUCCAGCGCUAUCGAGCCAUGUUCGCCCUGCGCGAUCUCUCCUCGCCGCCCGACCUUCCCACUGCCGUCCCGGCUGUACAAGCGCUCGCUCGCGGAUUCACAGAUCCAUCUGCCCUCUUCCGCCACGAGAUCGCCUUUGUCUUUGGGCAGUUGUCACACCCAGCGUCCAUCCCCAGUCUUACAGAAGCGCUCAGUAACACAAAGGAGGCAAGCAUGGUCCGACACGAGGCUGCCGAGGCACUUGGAAGUUUGGGCGAUGAAGAAGGCGUCGAAGACACCUUGCGCAAGUUCUUGAACGACCCAGAACAGGUAGUACGAGACAGUGUAGUUGUAGCGCUUGACAUGGCAGAGUUCGAGAAGAAUGGAGAGAUGGAGUAUGCCAUCGUGCCGCAGGCUGUGGCAGCUUAGAACCGAAGGUAUUGCAUACACAUGGCGUUUUGGGUAUAUAGAAAUCAACAUGGCCACCAUAGGCAGAACAUCCGCUUCAGUUGUUGGUAUUCCACCU
Alternaria alternata is the source of this 1220-nucleotide messenger RNA. Its product is annotated as deoxyhypusine hydroxylase. Lineage: Eukaryota; Fungi; Ascomycota; Dothideomycetes; Pleosporales; Pleosporaceae. Gene Ontology annotation, biological process: peptidyl-hypusine biosynthetic process. The record is from RefSeq and is a predicted model, not a curated record. The transcript is spliced from 2 exons. The coding region runs from base 140 to 1123 and encodes 327 amino acids. Gene Ontology annotation, molecular function: deoxyhypusine monooxygenase activity.